This is a messenger RNA of Ogataea parapolymorpha DL-1, 2505 nucleotides long. RefSeq names its product beta-glucosidase J. Lineage: Eukaryota; Fungi; Ascomycota; Pichiomycetes; Pichiales; Pichiaceae. The record is from RefSeq and is a predicted model, not a curated record. Gene Ontology annotation, biological process: glucan catabolic process. The coding region runs from base 1 to 2505 and encodes 834 amino acids. The transcript has 2 exons. Gene Ontology annotation, molecular function: beta-glucosidase activity.
AUGUCUCGGAGAUUCGAUGUUGAGGAAGUGCUCCAGCAGCUCACUGAAGCUCAAAAAAUUGCUCUCACUGCAGGCGCCGACUACUGGCAUACGACUGGUCUGCCACAGUUUGGAAUUCCCAAAAUUCGUACUUCGGACGGCCCAAAUGGUAUUCGUGGCCAGAACCACUUCAACAGUACUCCGACCGCAUGUAUCCCAUCAGGAACUGCCCUUGCUUCCACUUGGGAUCACGAUCUUUUGUUCCAAGUGGGCGAAUUGCUGGACAAGGAGGCCCGAGCUAAAGGUGUGCACGUGAUCUUAGGCCCGACAGCCAACAUCCAGCGUGUUCCUCUUGGCGGACGUGGUUUUGAGUCAUUCUCGGAAGAUCCGUAUCUGUCGGGAAUCUUGUCUGCUGCGUAUAUUAAGGGGUUUCAAAAGUCAGGUCUUGCUGCCACCAUGAAGCACUACGUCGGCAACGACCAGGAGCACGAGCGUUUCAGUUCGAAUUCGGUGAUUUCGCAGCGUGCCUUGCGAGAGAUUUACCUCCGUCCAUUUGAGAUUGCAAUCAAGGAAUCCAAGCCCAAAGCUAUUAUGACAAGCUACAAUCGAGUCAACGGGGUCCAUGUGAGCGAGGAUAAAUACCUGCUCUCAGAGAUUCUCCAACACCAGUGGGGCUAUCAGGGCCUCAUAAUGUCAGACUGGACAGGCACCUACUCCACUACUGAAGCGUUGUUCGCUGGCCUUGAUCUGGAGAUGCCCGGCCCCGGAAUUUGGAGAGGAGCUAACCUUAGUAGGGCCUUGGUUGCUGGCAAAAUCUCGGAUGAGGUAUUGAACGAGCGCGCUCGUAAGGUGCUUCAGUUGGCAAACAGCGUCAUAGAUGCGGGCAUUGAGGAUGAUAAGGCAGAGGAGCAGCGUGAUACUUCUGAAACGAGAGCGUUUUUGAGGAAAAUAGCAGGUGAGGCUGUCGUACUUCUCAAAAACAAGGAUGGUGUGCUACCACUAAAAAAGGAAAAGACUCUGGUCAUUGGUCCAAAUGCUAUUUACACUGCCUACUCUGGCGGAGGGUCUGCAUUAGUAACACCAUACUACACUGUGUCUCCAUUUGACGCUAUCAGCAAGGAGAUUGGCCCGGAGAAUGUGUCGUUUCGGAUUGGAGCAUAUUCUCACAGAUACAUGCCUUCUCUCGCUCGCUAUUUGAAGCUGAACAAUGGAAGUACUGGAGUGCGGUUCCAAAUUUACAACGAGCCAUUUGAGGUCAAGGAGAGAGUUGCCGUUGAUGAUCUGACUCUAAGAGAUAUCAAUUAUUUCCGGAUGAAUGACUACGUCAAUCCGAAAUUGAAGUCAAGCACAUUUUAUUGCUGUCUCACGUCGAACUUCAUUCCCGAAUCAGACGGCGCAUUUGACUUUGGUGUCAGUGCUUACGGGACUGCACUGCUGUUUUUGGACGACCAGUUGAUUAUUGACAAUUUGCACGACCAGAAACCUGGCGAGUCGUUCUACGGAAGAGGAACAGUGGAGGUCCGAGGAUCGUAUAUCGUCAAAGCCGGAAAACGGUACAGAUUGCGUAUCGAGUUUGGCUCGUCCCCAACGAGCAUGUUGCACCAAUCGAAUCCUGUCUUUUUCGGAGCUGGAGGUCUGAUGUUUGGUGGUGCUCCGCGGAUAAACGACGAGCAGGAGAUUCAGAAGGCAGCACAGGCAGCUCGCGAAGCCUCACAGGUUAUUCUUGUUACGGGGCUUAAUAAAGAAUGGGAAUCUGAAGGAUCGGACAGGAAGAACAUGAAGCUUCCCGGCCAUAACGACCGUCUGAUAGACUCCGUUUUGGACGCAAAUCCAAACACAGUCGUGGUGAUCCAGGCAGGGACGCCAGUCGAAAUGCCUUGGGAGAGCAAAGCAAAGGCUUUAUUGUACACCUCUUACGGCGGAAACGAAACAGGCAGCGGAAUUGCAGACGUUGUUUUCGGCAACGUCAACCCUGCUGGGAAGCUGCCCCUUACCUUCCCCAAACGUUUAGAAGAUUGUCCAGGCUAUAUUAAUUUCGGAACAGAAAACGGCAGGGUUCUCUAUGGUGAGGAUGUUUACGUUGGCUACCGCUUUUACGAUACACAAGAUGUCUCUACACUGUUUCCAUUUGGUCACGGGCUGAGCUACACCUCUUUUGCUUUGUCUGAUUUAAAGGUGCAAUACGAUGGCAUGCUCGAGGUUGAAGUUCUGGUCAAAAAUACAGGUGACUGUGCCGGUGCAGAGGUCGUUCAGGUCUACAUUCAUCACAACCGCCCAGCAAUUAGGCGGCCAUUCAAAGAGCUGAAAGGAUUUAGCAAAAUAUUUCUGGAAGCAGGAAGCUCCCAGAAAGUGUGUAUAUCGAUCGACGGUAAGUUUGCCACUUCUUACUGGAACGAAGCUCGUGAUAAGUGGACUAUGGAGGCCGGGACCUACACUGUUCUUGUGGGAACGUCAAGCGAGGGAAAUUUUUUGGAGCAAGAGUUUACCGUUUCCCAGCCUCUGAUAUGGCUUGAUAGACUUGUAUAG